Messenger RNA from Schistosoma spindalis, 4184 nucleotides. NCBI's taxonomy places the organism in Eukaryota, Metazoa, Platyhelminthes, Trematoda, Strigeidida, Schistosomatidae. The record is from the annotation of a GenBank genome assembly.
AACGUUAAUUUUAAGUUGUGAUUUGAUACACUGAAAUAUUUACAAACACUGUUUUUUACUAUAAAUUAGAAUUCUAUUAGUGUAUUGACUGGAAUUCUGUCUGAUAAAUUUAUUAUCGAAAGUAAAUGUCAAAACAAGACAGUAAUCUAUAUGUAGAUGAUAAGUCAGCCACCAAAACCACGGAACCGUCUCAUAAAAAAUCACCUGCUUGUUGUGGAGAGUAUGGGCGUGCUGUAGCUCAUGGCCUAUUUCGAAAGAAACAUUUCAAAGAUAUAUUUCAUAAUGAUCUUAAUAAAACUUUAACAACCAUAAGUUUAAUUCUCUAUGGCUUAUCAUGUAUGCUGGAUGGAGGCAUUUAUGUAUCUACUGGUGCUGUAAUAAAUGCACAAACUGGACCGAGUGCUUUUCUUGCCUACAUUAUAGCUACAUUUGUAGCAAUAUUAAAUUCUCUGAUAUAUUCAGAAUUAGCAUGUCAUGUUCCGAAAGAUGUUGCAUGUUACGGACAUGCACACAGCUUUCUGGGUGAACUUCCAGCAUUCAUAACUGCAUGGUCAACGUUUCUCGAUUACAUAUUAAGUGCAUCACUAGUUGCACGUAGUUGGAGCAACAUAAUCAACACUUUUUCAGGAAACAGGAUAAGUUCGUGGACAAUAAUUACAUUUGGAAGAUUAUCAUCUCCAGAUGGAUUGUUGUCAGAGCAUCCUGAUUUCCUCAGUACGAUAGUGAUUCUUAUUUUUGGCAUUUGUUGUUGUUUUGGACUACGUAAAAAUUUAGCUUUGACCGUGAUCUCAAGUGCCGUGAAUGUUGGGGCAUUAGUGAUAGCUACUAUCUAUAUGUUUAUUCAUGCUAAAGCAAAUCAUUAUUCCAUCAUAUAUCCUGGGAUUACAACAAAUAUUAAAUAUUUUCUACCUUAUGGGGUUCUUGGUUUAAUAAGUGCAACAACAAUUAGUUUCAAUGCUUUCGUUAGGUCCAGUGCACCAUCAUCACGUGCACAAGAAGUUAAACGUCCUCCUUAUAGCCUACCUGCAGCCAGUGUAACCAGCAUACUCAUCGUGGGACUCGUCACUACACUAUCUGCAUUAGCACUGACAUUAUAUUAUCCAUGGUUUUAUAUCGACGCAGAAAAUGCAUUUUUAAAUGCAUUAAAGGAUAACAAAGAAUCUACUGGUUCAAAAUUUGGAAGAAUAUUCAUGUUUUGUUUAAUUGGCAGUGGGUUUGUACUUGGAUUACUCACCAGUUUGAUAUCACCAAUGUUGGCCAGUAUAAAUAUUUGUUUAGCUAUGGUCCGUGAUGGUUUUAUUCCAUCGAUGUUUUCUCGUGUUUGCCGACCCUUCAAGAGACCACCAAUGACGACAAUAUUCAUUAUAAUUUUCACAUGUUUGUUUAGUACAAUAUUUACUGCACAAAGUUUGGCAAGUUUUUUAAGUUUAGGUACAUUAAUUGCCUAUUGUAUUAGUGCUGUCAGUGUUUUAUUUCUACGUUAUCGAUCACAGACAAAUGAUCCUGAAGAUAUAAAUGAAUAUAAUAAUGCUAAUUCGAAAGGUUUUGAAAACUAUCAGAAUGCAUAUUACAGUAAGCGAAUUGGUCAACCAGGAUUUAUUAGAAAGAAAAUUGGUUUUCGUUUAUCUGAUCGUAUGUUAAAAUUUAUCAAUUCUGGUGUUCCUGGUAGUAUGGUUGUUCUUUUAAUAUCUAUUUAUGUAAUAUUGAGUAUUGCAUUGGUUGGAUGUUUGACCUUUGGAGUAUCUGGUAGAAUAGCAUCAUUUAUGAAGAUCAUUGCCACUGUACUUAUUCUUUUACUACUCAUGUUAACUAUCAUUUUCAUCAGUUUUAUUAAACAGUUCAAGUCAAAUGAUGCUAAUUUAUAUCGAGCCCCAUUGGUUCCAUUGCUUCCUUGUUUGACAUUAACGAUAAAUCUACUACUUCUUUCUCGGAUUUCGUGGUUUAGUUGGGUUCGUUAUGGUAUUUGGAUGUUAUUUGGUUUAUUAAUAUAUUUCUCAUAUGGAAUUAGAAAUACAUAUCGAAUAUCUGAAGACAAUAAAAGUGUAAUUUCAUCGAAUUGUCUUAGUGAUAUAGAAUAUGAAAAGAAAUCAUCAAAAAGUAAUUCAUCAACAGAUGAAUCAAUAGAAUUUGUUGAUCCAAUCAGAUUUUGAUCAAAUGAUUUUAAAGAUUAAUUGACAUGAAUUAAAAAUUACAAAGAAUUUUUUUUAAUAUUUUCUAACAUCAUAUGAUUGAUUAAAUGAAAAACAGUAACAACAAGAAAAAAAUUAGAGACAGAGAGAACUCAUGUUACUUUACAUAUAUACAUAUAGUUCUUUCAAUCAUUUAAGAAGAGAACAAGAAUAAAGAUUAUAACAGAAUAGUAUAAAUUCAUUCUAUUUAUUUAUUUAUUUAUUUAUUUCAAUAGAAUUCUGAUAUCAUAUAUGUAACAUUUUAUAUUGAAAAAACACAUUAUAAACAAUAUCAUUCAUCAUAUAGAUUUUUGGUCAAAUUUUAACUUUCUUAUUUAAACAAAAUUCAUAUCAAGUAAUUUCUUUAUAAUUUCAUGUUGACUAUUUGUGGAAAUAACACUUGAAUGGUAUCAAGGUCAAAGGUUUUGAAAAAGAAAUUUUUGAUUGAUAAGUGGAUAUAUAAGAUUGUAAAGCACUAAUAUUAGAAACUACCUCUGUAUCAGUAGGCCUCAACAUACAUAAAGGAAACAGCAAGAUCUUCAAUUACAACACAAAGAGAAUACCAACCAAAUCAGUCACACUUGAUGGAGAAACUCUGGAAGAUUUGGAAUGAUUCACCUACCUGGGAAGCAUCAUCGGUGAACAAGGAGGAUCAGAUGCAGAAGUAAAGACAAGGAUUGGUAAAGCAAGUGCCACAUUCCUACAAUUGAAGAACAUAUGGAACUCAGAAUAACUGUCAAGCAAUAUAAAAGUCAGAUUCUUCAAUACCAACGUCAAGACAGUUCUACUGUAUGGAGAUGAAACUUCCAGAACUACUACAACCAUCAGCAAGAAGGUACAAGCAUUUGUAAAUAGUUGUUUACACAAGAUACUCAAUAUUCAUUGGUCAGAUACCAUCAGCAACAGCUUACUAUGGGAGAGAACAAACCAACUUCCAUCUGAAGAGGAAAUUAGAGAUAGACCAUGGAAAUGGAUAGGACAUACAUUACGCAAAUCAUCAAACUGCACCACGAGACAAGCGCUAACUUGGAAUCCUGAAUAGAAGCAGAAAAGUGGAAGGUCAAAGAACACAUUAUGUCGGGAAAUAGAAUCAGAUAUGAAAAGGAUGAAUAAGAACUGGAAAGAGCUAGAAAGAAUCGCCCAUGACAAAGUUGGAGGGAGAAUGCUGGUGAGCGGCCUAUGCUCCUGGACGAGGAGUAACAGGCGUAAUUAAGUAAUAUUAGAAACUGGAGUUUUUUGGAGUAUAUUUCAAAUCCUUGUUUCAUAUUUUGCUAGCAUCAAUAAAAUUGAAUAUAUUCAUAGUUUUGAAGAAUUGUUGGUGUCAAUUAAAGUGUUAAAUGAGGUUGACAAAUGUUGCAAUGUUCAGUUUUUCCAAUGAAUUGAAUAGACGUUCAUUAAGCAGACAAUCGACCAGUUAGUAAUCAUUCAUAAUUAUCAAUUUAACAGCGUUAUACAAGCAGACAUUGUAUGGUGAAAGUUUCGAAAAAAUAGAACUAUAGUUUAUAUAAUGAAUGCAGAAAUCUUAAGUAUUGUAAUAUAUCAUCUUCUAAUAUGCCAGGUAGACAAUGAAGUAAACAAUAAGUCAGGCUGUUUAACCGAAAUAUACUUAACAAACUAUAAUUAUUUCAGGAGACCUUACUUCAAAAUCAUUUUAUUUAAAGCAGUCUCACAGAGAAGUUCACUAUCAAUUUCAAAAACACAUGGAUCCAAUCCUCCAUUUACAGUAGUACUUCUCAUUUGUUUGAAAAGAUAUAUGAAACGAAGACAGAUAGUUGUGUUUUCACUUAUCCAUAAUAACUUUUACUUAUUACUCUUGGCUAAAAACGAAAUAUAAUGUUAAAAGUAUUAGUUUUUAUCAUACUUCUUAAAUUAUGCAAAACAUGUGAAAUCAGAUACUUCAUAAUUAAGUUCAGGAUUUAAUCAUCAUUAUUUCUGAAGGCUAUGAAUAGUGCUGAGGUUCGAAAAUGUAUGGUUCGGUAUAGUGUAUAUAAUAAUCCAAUAAAUAUUUUUAUUUUG